Messenger RNA from Insectozyma verbasci, 687 nucleotides. Lineage: Eukaryota; Fungi; Ascomycota; Pichiomycetes; Serinales; Debaryomycetaceae. The record is from the annotation of a GenBank genome assembly.
AUGUCACAUCAAGAUGCAAAUAAACAACCAAAAGUGCCUGAUGGAUGGGUAGCUAGAUUUGAUGAUAAAUAUAAAACGUGGUUUUUUGUUGAUUUAUCAACUAAAAAAUCACAAUGGGAGGCACCAAAAGGAACGACAUUUGAUGAUAACGGUUCCAAAUCAAAAGAUGAUAAACCACCAGCUUAUACUCCUGCAAAUGAUAAUCAUCUCAAUCCAAGUACAUCAAAUACAAAAGCUCAAUCUCAUUCACCACAAGUUUCACAUUCAUCUCAUCAUUCUCAGCCACCUUCUCAAAGACAACAACAACAAUUUUAUCCACAACAAGGAGGUUAUCCACCUCAAGGGUAUGGUGGUUAUGGUGGGUAUCCACAACAAGGCUAUCCUCCGCAAGGUUAUUACCCUCCUCAACAACAAUAUUAUCCACAACAACAAUAUCCACCUAGAAGAUCUGGUAUGGGUGCUGGUACUGGUGCUAUGAUGGGUUUGGGUGGUGGUUGUAUGUAUCAAAACUGAUGACUUUGAAGAUCUUAAAUACUAACAUUUUUUUUAGUACUCGGUGGUAUGCUUUUAGGAAAUAUGAUUUCUGAUCAUAAUCAAGACAUGUAUAUGGAUGGUUAUCAAGAUGGACAAAUGGCAGAUGAUUAUGGUGGUGGUGAUAUGGGAGGUGAUAUGGGAGGUGAUUUUUAG